Molecule: messenger RNA, 1496 nt
Organism: Colletotrichum destructivum
Lineage: Eukaryota; Fungi; Ascomycota; Sordariomycetes; Glomerellales; Glomerellaceae
Exons: 1
Coding region: 485-1087 (200 amino acids)
Source: RefSeq, a predicted model, not a curated record
GAGCAACAGCAGAUAGUGUGCUAAAGAUCCCAUGUCAUAUCUCUCAACGGCGGUAGAGAGGGUUCCACCUUUUGGUAUCGGGCACGGCAUUUGGCGGGGUAAUGGCGGGGUACGGCGCGAACCAGGCGCUAUAAUCGCUGAACCACCACAAAUGCAACCCGCGCCAAACCGCACCCUGUCUCUCUCUCGCUCUCUCUCUUUCUCGCUCUGUCUCCCUUUCACCAAGCCUCGUCGUCCCUCUCCUCUUCUAUUCUCUUUUCUCCUUCCAACGUUGAUCUUCUACCAAUUUUCUCCAAAAUUCGAUACUCUCGUCGUAUUCUCCCCUUGGCAAUACUGAUUCUUUUCCACACCCUCGUCCCCUUACCUGUCUUUAAGAUCAGCAAAUUCCCAAUUCACACACCCACCCAACCACGCGCGCGACGUCACAACAGUCAGUGUCAGCCCAUCGUCGUCGUCGUCGUCCGCCGCCGUCCCCGACGACAUAAUGGCCUCCCUCCCCUCCCAGCACCCUUCGCUGGCGCUCCAUCUGACGGACCGCGCCCUAAACCCGAUCCUGACCUCGGCGCACUCCCAGGCUCAGCUCGAGGCCCUCACCUCCUUGACAACCACCUCCUUAACCGCCCACGCCGCCGCGAACCGCUUCUCUCUCGGCCCCGCCCAGCGCAUCAUCGUCGAGCACGGCCCAGGGAGCCCCGUCGUCCUGGCCUCCUUCCUCAACGGCGCUGACGCCCUGCCGCACGACGGAGAAGGCCCCGCCGCCAUAAACAACAACUACAAUCAUACUUCCGCCGCCUCCUCGAGGCCCGUGUCGUCGGGCGUCGCGGCCGGUGCUGCCCGGACGGCGGACUCGUCGGUGGGAGGCGCGUCUUCUUCAGCGAGGACGGGCGCGAUACCAGACGCCGGGAAAUCAGACGAUGACUCGGAGGACGCGGCGCCCAUGCUCGUCGGCGUUGUGGUCGCGGCGACUGGCGAGGAAGCUAUGGAGGCGCGUCGUGCCGCUGGAAGACUCGAGAGGGUGGGUAGGGAAUUUCAGCGGGAAUGGGCUGUCGAAGAAGGGACGGGUGACAUAUCCCGCGGAGGACAGUGAAACAAACAGAUACGCGGAAUGGGUAUUGAGAGUCUGCUUUUUUUAUCGCAGCAGCAGCAGCAGCAACAGCUGAGGGCAUCACUGAAUAUGGGAGAAGAAGAAAAAAGAACUAUUGUGUCCGCGAACGGACGAUUGAUGAUGGGAGGACCACGGCUAGGCCAUGCGUGACUUGGAUGGGCAGGCAGGCAGCCAGCCAGCGAUCGAUCAUGACAAGGACAUGAGCGAUGAAACGAGAACUGGCCGCAUGAGAAUUCGGCACGGCGCACCACCACAGGUUGCAGAAGCGGCGUACAAGAGAAAGCGCGAUUCGCGUUAAUCAUAAUCUUUGAUUUUGACGGUCUCUAUAUACCGAGUUCAUUUUCCCCGUAAACAUCCAUCAUCGCGUUAAAAAAAAACCAGAACAAUCGCC